Brassica rapa (field mustard) is the source of this 1326-nucleotide messenger RNA. RefSeq lists its product as uncharacterized. NCBI's taxonomy places the organism in Eukaryota, Viridiplantae, Streptophyta, Magnoliopsida, Brassicales, Brassicaceae. The record is from RefSeq and is a predicted model, not a curated record.
AUUAAUUUCACUAUUACUAAAUUUGUUGUUUUCAACCCUAAGAGCUGGAUUCAAUAGACAACAAGUACUCUAUAAAGUGCAGAGGCAUUAUGAACUUUUCUUAUUUGAUGUAACAAGUUGGAGGCACAACAUGUUUUCUUCUUUUAAAACUCGUGUUAUAAUGAUUUCCAACGAGCCGUAGAAGUCAAAUAACCAAAAAUAAAAUAAAAUGAAGAAAAAGCAGAGAAGAAGAAAACGACUACUCUGGCAUGAUUGAAAUAAAAAUUAAGAAAAGAAAGUUAGAUAAGAUUAUGUGGUGGAAGAUAAGGCCGUACACGUCAUCAAAGGGACCCACACUUCCCCCCUCAAAUUGUCUUCCACCUCCAUUCUUCUGAAACCAAACAUCCCCCAAACUCGACUCACCGCCGCGUCUUCUUCACACGCGCGCCUUCUUUAUUGUUUAUUCAUUUUUCCGUUGCUUUUCUCGUUAUCCAAACACAAGAAUUCUGCUUUUUUUCAUUAUAAAAAGAUUUUUAAUAAAAAAAUAUAUAUAAAAAAGUGAUCCUUUUGCAGAGAAGAUUCAAUUCCCUUGUCUCUAGGGGGAACAGAACACAUUAUCGUCUCCAUCCAUUACUCCUAAAACCUUCUUUCUCCCAACUUUCACCUAAACGAUGAGAAGACAACGAGAUGAAGAGUCUAGUAGAGCUUUCUACGACCUAUCUGCUCUUGUUCUGUCUCUCCUCCGUUCUCCUCCGAUGCCCAUUUCUCUCCCCGACCACUUCCCCGAUUCACCGGUGGUGAGAAGUCGGCGGCCUCGGUUUUCGUCGUCGGUUUCCAUGGCUCAUAUAUCUCCGUCGGGAUUCGCGUCGCUGCUUCUCGGCGUAUCUGUGGCCCUUAUGCUCUGUGGAUCUGUUACUUUCUUCAUCGGCUUCCUCCUGCUGCCCUGGGUUCUGGCUCUGUUCGUGGUUUUCUAUGUCGUCGGGAUCGUUUCCGCCAUUUCCAUGGCCGGGAGGUCCAUCCUCUGCUACGUCUUGGCGCCACCGUCUCCCUCAAGAAAGGAGGUUUCUGAAUGGAAGCUGUUAUGAUGUGAUGAGCAAGCAGAGGACAAAACAAAAGAAAGAAUCCAGAUUUAGAGUUUUUCUAUCCUCUUUUAUCUGUAUUGUGGAUAUUGAGGAGUUCUAUAUCUAUAUGUAGUAUUUUGUUUUUUUACUUUCAAAAAGAUUUGUCUGUUAGAGAGAUAGAGAACCUUUCUUAUUUGUGCUUUUUUUCAUGGAUGGUUCUAUUAUUAUUAUUAUUAUGUAACAUGAGUUUCUUAUAAGAAGCAUACAAAAGUACAUUUGUCUUCGA